AUGGUCGUGAAAUACGAAAAGGCGCAUGGGCAGCAUGGUCUGUGGAAUCAGUUUCGCCGAGUUCCAGCGCCUGUAGCCUUGGCAAUUGGAAUCCUAUUUGGUUUCAUCUUUGCCCGCAUAGCUCCUUUCUCAACUUCCUCGGUGCCAGUGUGGCGAAGCGGACACGUCCCUGCAGUUAAAGCUCGGUCAACCUCGCGCUACCCGAUCCCACCACCGACACUCGACCAGCGCAAGCGUGUCCUCCAACUCCUCACAACCCUCACACCGCACUACACAAAGAAAUGCACACGCAACGCCCAACCCCUCUACGCGCAACAAGCUUUAGACCGGUAUAAGCCCCUCAUCGGACACAGCCCGCCCCUCUCCCCCUCCUGGCUCUCCUCCCUCCUCGGCCAAGACAACGACGACAUCCACGCCCAACAACGACGGGACCUCCAAAACAGCGACCACAAAUACUUCUUCGCCAUCAACCUCUACAACUCGUUCGACGUCAUCCCCGACCUGUUCGCCACCCUCUUCAGGGUCUCCGCGAUCCUGGGCUACCACAACGUCUUCGUCUCCAUCUACGAGAACGGCUCCACGGACCAGACUAAAGCCCUCCUCCGCAUCUUCGAUGCUCUAACCAGGAGCGUAGGCAUGCGCGUCAUGAUCCGCACCUCGACGCGCACCCGCGGCGCCUUCAACCACCGCAUCGAGUACCUCGCCGAGGUGCGCAACUCGGCCUUCGUGCCCCUCCACGAACUCCGCGAUUCAGAGGGCGAGUACUUUGACUCCAUCGUAUUCAUGAACGACAUCCUCCCCUGCGUCGACGACCUCCUCGAGCUCAUCUGGCAGUCCAGGCGCAACAACGCCGGCAUCACCUGCGCCGCCGACUACAUGUACCACGAGGAGAUCCAGGCUCCCGUCUUCUACGACAACUGGGUCGCGCGCGAUAUCAACGGUACGGCGCUGGAGAACGCCCCCUUUGAACGGGUGUUCCACCACCAGCCUUCGUCGAAUAGGUGGCAGAAGCAUUUGCCUAUUCAGGUACAGUCGUGCUGGAAUGGGAUCGCCGUGCUGGACCCUGCCCCGUUCUACUCCCCCGCCCCCGUCAAGUUUAGGAUGGCGAGGAUCACGGAGGGAGAGUGUAGUGCCAGCGAGUGUAGUUUGAUCUGCAACGAUUAUUGGGAGGCUGGGUUUGGGAGGAUCAUGAUGGUUCCCCGAGUCAAAUUGGCGUAUGAUAGUCGGGUAUACGACAUCAUCCACCCCAACAGACGCAACCUCACGGCAAUCAGGGGGUACACUCGCCUCGGCGGCCUCCCCGACGACCCACGAACGGACCCCCAGGACCGCACCUGGUUCGGCCCACACGAUAGGCUGUUCAUCGAGGAAGAGAGUGAACCACUGGAGUUUGAACCCGGUCCUUCUCAUGUAUGGUGCUGGGGCUGGGACGGCGCCGGCGACCUCGACGGGCCCGACGUCGACCCCAUCUGGGAACCCACACCCAACAAAUCGCGCAGUCCGGACGCGGUGGUGGUUAGGCAUGAUAGGAGUAUGAAUUUGUUGUAG
Messenger RNA from Coprinopsis cinerea okayama7#130, 1548 nucleotides. RefSeq names its product capsular associated protein. The record is from RefSeq and is a predicted model, not a curated record. Bases 1 to 1548 code for a protein of 515 amino acids. Lineage: Eukaryota; Fungi; Basidiomycota; Agaricomycetes; Agaricales; Psathyrellaceae. The transcript is spliced from 4 exons.